AUGGCCGUAGUCUCAGAUGAUCCCACUUGGUGGUCGACCAUCAAUGCAUAUAGUUUGUGCAGCUAUUUUAUAGUCGCUGCCUUUGUUGCAGUCAUCAUCACAGAGGGAACCCCUUCUCCACGAUCACAGAAAGGUAAGGAAGGAUUGCUACCCUCCAAGUAUAAGCCACACGACUCUGGCAUCAUCCUCAGCAACGAUGAGUCGAUUCCCGCUGACCUGCACCAAACCGGUUCGGUGCAUGGACGACCAAUACUCUCUCAUGAGUCAUAUACCCUGAAAUACCACUAUGAAACCCUUUUCCCUUUUAUCUGA
Messenger RNA from Suillus fuscotomentosus, 312 nucleotides. RefSeq lists its product as uncharacterized. NCBI's taxonomy places the organism in Eukaryota, Fungi, Basidiomycota, Agaricomycetes, Boletales, Suillaceae. Bases 1 to 312 code for a protein of 103 amino acids. The record is from RefSeq and is a predicted model, not a curated record. The transcript has 3 exons.